Molecule: messenger RNA, 2591 nt
Organism: Phyllostomus hastatus (greater spear-nosed bat)
Lineage: Eukaryota; Metazoa; Chordata; Mammalia; Chiroptera; Phyllostomidae
Gene: FAM43B
Product: family with sequence similarity 43 member B
Exons: 1
Coding region: 541-1527 (328 amino acids)
Source: RefSeq, a predicted model, not a curated record
CCUGCGAGGGGGAGGAGAAAGAGGACGACGAGGGGAGGGGACGCGAGAGCCAGCGGUCCCGCCCGGUGAUGCAGGCAGCCCAGGGAGGUGGAGCCGCGACGCCUGAAGGAGUCCCCACCGCAGUCGCGCUCUCUGUCUACCUCCACGGAGCAGCCGCCCGCCGGCCCCGGCUCCGGAGACCUCCCCGGACGCCUCGAUCUGGGCGGCGGGGACCGCGGGGUCCCCCCUGUUCGGGCUGGGGGCGCCUCCGCCGCACCCAGCCCCUGCCCCUCCUUGCUUCCCGGACGGCCGAGCGACUCCCGGGGGGGGAGCUAUUCCCGGACUCUCGGCCGCCGCCCGAACAUCUCGGCUGCCAACCCGCUGGGCACAGGGCAUCAGCGAAGCCAGCCUCCGCUGACCACCUCCGAGCACUGACUGUCUCCCGCGCCGCCAGCUUCUCGCGACCCCGGGGCCGUGGACUUCUUGCCCUCCCCUCCCCGGCUGCUGGCCAAGACGCCCGCGAGCUCCCGGCGCCCCCAGGCCCCCCUGGCCGCCGCUGCGAUGCUGCCCUGGAGACGUGACAAAUUCGUGCUGGUGGAAGAUGAGGCCAAGUGCAAGGCGAAGAGCCUGAGUCCGGGGCUCGCCUACACGUCGCUGCUCUCCAGCUUCCUGCGCUCCUGUCCCGACCUGCUGCCCGACUGGCCGCUGGAGCGCCUGGGCCGAGUGUUCCGCAGCCGGCGCCAGAAAGUGGAGCUCAACAAGGAGGACCCGACCUACACCGUGUGGUACCUGGGCAACGCCGUCACCCUGCACGCCAAGGGCGACGGCUGCACCGACGACGCCGUGGGCAAGAUCUGGGCGCGCUGCGGGCCCGGUGGGGGCACCAAGAUGAAGCUGACGCUGGGGCCGCACGGCAUCCGCAUGCAGCCGUGCGAGCGCGGCGCGGCGGGGGGCUCUGGGGGCCGCAGGCCGACGCACGCCUACCUGCUGCCGCGCAUCACCUACUGCACGGCGGACGGGCGCCACCCACGCGUCUUCGCCUGGGUCUAUCGCCACCAAGCGCGCCACAAGGCCGUGGUGCUGCGCUGCCACGCCGUGCUGCUGGCGCGGGCGCACAAGGCGCGCGCCCUCGCCCGCCAGCUCCGCCAGACCGCGCUGGCGGCCUUCAGCGACUUCAAGCGCCUGCAGCGCCAGAGCGACGCGCGCCACGUGCGCCAGCAGCUCCUCCGCGCCGGGGGCGCCGCUGCCUCGGUGCCCCGCGCCCCGCUGCGCCGGCUGCUCAACGCCAAGUGCGCCUACCGACCCCCGCCCGCCGAGCGGGGCCGUGGGGUCCCGCGCCUCAGCAGCAUCCAGGAGGAAGACGAGGAGGAGGACCAGGACUCGGAGGAGCGCCAGGAAGAAGCGCCCCCGUCCGAGAGGCCCGAGGUGCUCAGCCUGACCCGGGAGCUGAGGACCUGCAGCCUGCGGGGCGCCCCAGCGCCUCUGCUGCCCGCACAGCCCCGCCGCUGGAAGGCCGGCCCGAGGGAGCGGGCGGGCCAGGCGCGCUGAGGGCGGACGCAGCAGGACUCGCGGCCCCGGACCCCGCCGGCCUGACUUCCAGCCUCCACCCCGGCCCUGCCCGCUUGGCUCCUCCCUGGUCCCCCGGCCCUUGCGUCCCUCGUGGUCUCCGUUGUUGUCUGCUCUGCGCCUCAUCCUGGCUCAGGGUGAUGCCUCAUUCGCCCUUGAUUAUUGGGGGACAAAUUGGGGGAAGGAGUGUUCAUUGUUCGCCUCUUCCUCCAUCCGGAGUUUCUGGGCGCCCUCCAUUGUGGAAUUGCCUCCUACGCUUUACACCAAGUCUCUUUGGUAAACCCAAAACAUCCUCUCAAGAGAAGGGGGGAGAAGUUUCUAGAAAUCCAGGAGGGUGGCCUUGGACCUUGACCAGGUGGACGCAGUAGCCUUGCCCUUGGCCAGUCUAGCCUUUCUCCCUGGGAUGAAACCGAUCCUGGUGAGGCCUUCUUGUCGGGGAAGAGCAGGGCCCUGGAGAGCUGAGGCCAGGCCCGCGGUGGCAGCUGAGUUUGCUGCCAUACACACAGGGAAGAAUUUUCGGGCCCUAUGCCUGGCCUCUCUACCCCUUGGAGGACUCCUGGGACUUUACUGCUCUGCCUCUGGAGAAGACCGGGAUGGUCCUACCAAUCCAAACAGGAGGCCAGGCCGGAUGACGGCGCUCUGCACCAAGCCUGUGCCCUGGCACCUGGCACCCACACAGGACUGCUCAUCCACCCCCCAUCUGCAGACAGAAGCGUGUGGUGCCCCACUAGGUGCCCCACAACCAGGACCGAGACAGGGCCUCUAGAGGAGGUAAGGAGGACCUUUGGCAGGUGCUUGGGGACACUGAUUACCCAGAAAGAGGACACAGGAGGGAUGGCCCCAAGCCGAGGUUUGUCAGAGCAGGAAGUUCCCGGUGGCAGCUGGAUUCUCAAAGCAGGAUGAGGAAGGAGGGUGCAUUGUCCCCGCAGAGGGGCGGGCCCCUGCCCAGGUGUCUGUCAGCAAAGCCACGAAAAGCCCAAAGAUCUCUGUGUCACCAACUAACUGGUCAUUGUAAAUAAAGUGGACCUGCUUUUUCAGCCUCGUCA